This is a messenger RNA of Juglans regia (Persian walnut), 1580 nucleotides long. Its product is annotated as receptor-like protein kinase FERONIA. Gene Ontology annotation, molecular function: ATP binding; transmembrane receptor protein tyrosine kinase activity. Gene Ontology annotation, cellular component: plasma membrane; plasmodesma. Lineage: Eukaryota; Viridiplantae; Streptophyta; Magnoliopsida; Fagales; Juglandaceae. Gene Ontology annotation, biological process: protein autophosphorylation. The record is from RefSeq and is a predicted model, not a curated record. Bases 114 to 1289 code for a protein of 391 amino acids. The transcript has a single exon.
GGUAACAUCAAUGAUCUUGUGAGUUGUGAGCAAGGCCAAUAUAAAGAAAACGAUUUCCAUUGCUACAGGAAGUGGAGUGUGUGCUUCUUGGGCGAGCUUUUUCUGGUGUUUUGAUGGCUAGCGCUCUUUCGAAACUGAGGAAGCACUUGGGUUUUUCAGGAAAGACAAGACCCUCAUCCCUGCCCGGAGAACUAUGCCGCCGCUUUUCUCUAGACGAAAUAAAAACAGCAACCUACGACUUCAAUAGAGAAUUAAUCGUCGGUAAGGGUGGCUUUGGCACAGUAUAUAAGGGUUUCAUUGACGAGGGUAACUCCCGGCCUGUGGCGAUAAAGCGCUUGACGGUGAGUUCAUCGCAAGGUGAAGUACAGUUCAGGACGGAGACUCUAUUGCUCUGUCAAAUUCGCCACGUCCACCUCAUUUCAUUCCUCGGAUACUGCAUCGAUAAGGGCGAGAGGAUCAUCGUCUACGACUUCAUGGCCAACAACACGCUCCGCGGCCACCUCUACGGCACCGACAAGGCCCCCCUUAUGUGGAAACAGAGGCUCCAAAUUUGCAUCGGAGUGGCGAGUGGCCUGCACUUCCUACACACGGGGUUGAAGAACCCAGUUUUCCACCGUGACGUGAAGACGGCCAAUAUUCUCUUGGACGAGAAAUUGGUAGCCAAAGUUUCAGAUUUCGGAUUGUCCAGACAGCUUUUGAAUGACAUAAUCAAGUCUAGCAACCUCGUCGUGGACGUGGAGGGUACGAGGGGACCUUUGGAUUUUGGAUUGUCCGAACAGAUUGCGAGUAACGCUACGGCUAGUUACAACGACUUAAGUGGUAUCAAUAUCACUACUAGUGUAGACGGCACGUUUGGAUAUUUGGAUCCGGAAUACUUUAGGAGCCACCGACUCACAACAAAAUUCGAUGUAUAUUCCUUUGGCGUGGUGCUCUUGGAAGUAUUAUGUGCCCGACCACCGCUGGAUCUCCAAGCGGCCGAGCGGGAGCGUGUAAGUUUGGUCAACUGGGCCCAAAAAUGCAACAUGAAUGGGAGCAUUGGAGAAAUCGUAGAUCCCUAUCUGAAGGCCGGGAAGAUAGCUCCAGAAUGCUUCAAGGUAUACGUGGAGAUUGCGAUGACUUGCCUGCAAGAUAAGGGGAUCCAACGGCCUACGAUGGUAGAUGUGAUCGAAAAGCUAGAACUUGCACUGGAGCUGCAAGAGAAGGCGGAUUCAGAGAGAGAGAAGAUGAACAGUCCUGAUAGUGAUAUAAUGGAAGAUUUGUCCACAAAUUCACAAACACCGCCGAAUUGAUCUCGCAAUUAAAGCUUCUCCCGGCCGGGUUUGAGGUGAAAUAAUAAAAUACCCCAUUUGAUUUGUCAUUAAGACAUAUAGGUCUCUGUUAAGUAAAUUUAAAAUCUUUUAAUCCUUAUGCUAUCAGUUUCGAUAAUUUUAAUGGUUUCGUUAGUAAAUAAUGUAUUCUCUAGCUAGCUAGUUCUAGCUCUCGUCCUAUAUCCAGUUGAUUUUUAUUUUUAUUUUUUAAAAUGUAUCCUUGCAAACCACAAUUCUGCUGCUAUAUAACAACGUCUGCUUGAAUUCCUCAAC